GGAUACGUUUUUGUUACCACAUCACACAUUAGGUUACAACUCCUGUGUACUGUGCAGUAGGCCUAUUUGCAAAUGGCACGCAACAUAUCGAAGAAAUUGGAUUGUAGUAGACUAAUCAGUGGAUUGAUUUAGGACCUUUUAUAGUCUACAGGAAUAUUGAUGUGGUUUAAAAAUUUAAAAAGUACUUGCCAUCGUGUAUGUCGCGUAUCUCUAGCUCCCCUGUAGGUUUGGGCUACCAAAGAGCAUUGAAAUAAAGGGAGCCGUCGAACCAGUCUGGCUACUACUCUCUCUCCAGCACGGAAACCGGUUGCUGUCGGAAUACGGCACUUCUAUUAUCAAAUUAUUUAAUUUCAAGGGAGACAAUUUUACUUUAAAUUCGAGAAUUCGUAAAGCCUACUACACAAGUGAAGAAGUUGAAGGUUGUGACAAGACCAACCUCACAUCAAAGCGGCGCCCGAGACUAUCGUGAAUCCAUUUGGAAUGCAGUAGCUCUGGAAAACAACCAGAAAAAGAGUGAGAGGGGGGGGAAGAGGGAAAAAGAGGAAGCAUGGCUCAGAUUAAGCUGCAGAAUGUGGAGGACUACUAUGAGAUUGGAGAGGUGCUUGGCAGUGGUCACUUUGGGCAGGUGCGUGCGGUGCUGGAGCGGGCGUCCGGGGUCCGCUGGGCAGGGAAGUUCCUGAAGCUGCGUCGGAGCGCCAGCAGCCGCCUGGGCCUGGAGAGGAGGAGCGUGGAGAGGGAGGUGGAGAUACUGCAGAGCCUGCAGCACGCCAACAUCAUGGCCCUCAGGGACGUGUUUGAGAGUCGCGCCGAGAUGGUGCUCAUUGUGGAGCUUAUCAGUGGUGGGGAGCUGUUUGAUUUCAUAGCAGAGAAGGAGAGCCUGUCUGAGGAGGAGGCCAUAGAGUUCCUGAAGCAGAUCCUCAAGGGAGUGGGCUUUAUGCACACUAAGAACAUUGCCCACUUUGACCUCAAGCCAGAGAACAUCAUGCUGGCUGACAAGACAAUGCCACACCCUCACAUCAAGAUCAUUGACUUUGGACUGGCCCACCGCCUCAAACAGGGGGAGGAGUACAAGAGCCUAUCUGGGACCCCACAGUACAUUGCCCCUGAGGUGAUUAACUACGAACCACUGAGCGAGGCAGCCGACAUGUGGAGUAUUGGUGUGAUAACCUACAUAUUGUUGAGUGGUUUGUCCCCCUUUCAAGGAGAUAAUGACGAGGAGACACUAAAGAACAUCGUGGGGAUGAUCUAUGAGUUUGAAGAGAACUAUUUCAACCAGACCAGCGUCAUGGCCAAAGACUUUAUUGAGAAACUGCUGCUCAAAGACCCAAUAGAGAGAAUGACAGCGGAUGAAUGUCUAGUACACCCUUGGAUCAAGCCCCUCACGCGCAAACAGGCGGCUAACAGAAGUCGAUCGUCCAUCAACAUAAAAAGCUUCAAGAAGUUCAACGCCAAGAGGAAAUGGAAGAUGUCCUAUAACAUGGUGUGGGCGUGUAACAGACUAUUUCGCCUGCAGUUGCAGUGUAAAAGCAGGUCCCAGGAGGACCCGGAACUGAGGCAGUGUGAGAGCGACCAGGAGGACACCGAGACCAAGCCUGCUUCUCUCAUUCGCCGCAGACUCAGCAGCAGUUCCUAAAUAAGACCACCGGGGCACUAACACACCACACAGCCUCAGACCGCCUCUAUCCCACCAUGGGGAAAUGGAGAGAAGCCUCUUGUGAGUGAUGCACAGAUCAACAAUACUCUGAGUUACAGAGUGACAGACUAUGGCAGUGACAAAAUGAGUAACGAACCCGUGAUGUGCAGGUGCCUAAAGCCAGUGUUAGCUCACAGAGUUAAAUCUUCAUGUCUCAGACACGGUUCCUGAUCAAACCAGUGUAGUUUACCAAACCACUUCUGUUACACUUCACCCCCAUUUGACCUAGGUGUAGCCUUUUUACAUUUACUGAAAUGUAUUUGUCUGUGCCUUUUAGGUUUGACCAAAAGAAUGUCUGAAAAUGCCAAAACUUUUGUUUAGGUUUGAAGGUUUACGGGAUAGUUUGUCCUACAAUUACAAUUAUUAUGCCUUACAAUAUUAUGUGGUUAUUAUUUAUUCUCUACCACAUGUUCUGAUAUUUUUGACUGUAUCCAAACUGAUUUUAUUUAAGUUUCUUAGACAUUUGCAUUUCAUACAAUUAACUAGAAAAAAGUUAUUUUUAACAAGUAGGGAACUAUACAAGGCCAUACAAUUAGAAAUGCAAGGCCUGUUUUUCUAAGUCUGCCCUUAAGUGGAUACAUUAUUUUAUUAUGUGUCAUAAUUUGGAUGUCAAAUGUUUAUACAGAGCUACUUUACUAUACACAGUUACAGCCAUGUUUGAUACUGAGUGUUUGACAUUGACAUGUGUAAUGUAGUCUUAGUUUGUAGAGCUUUUAAGCCUUAUCAAACUUGAAAAUGUAGAUAUACUUUAUUGAACAUUUCAACUAUCUUUGGCUUAUGUCAAAGGUCAAACUAUUUUUUUAUAAUAAUGAGCGUUUCAUACUGACAACAAACAUGUUUUAGUUUUGUGAAUUGUGUGAUGGUGAAUAAAAAAUGUUAGUCUACGAUGUUUAAGCUA
Molecule: messenger RNA, 2591 nt
Organism: Coregonus clupeaformis (lake whitefish)
Lineage: Eukaryota; Metazoa; Chordata; Actinopteri; Salmoniformes; Salmonidae
Product: death-associated protein kinase 2
Exons: 12
Coding region: 548-1633 (361 amino acids)
Biological process (GO): intracellular signal transduction; protein phosphorylation; positive regulation of apoptotic process
Cellular component (GO): nucleus; cytoplasm
Molecular function (GO): protein serine/threonine kinase activity; ATP binding
Source: RefSeq, a predicted model, not a curated record